GUAGAGGUAAAAAACUAAGGAGCAUCAGAUCCAUCAGCACGUACCCAUUUCAAACUGAAAAUAGUGGUUUCUCGCCUUCCUUAACGAAUUACGCAGAGAAAAUUUUGAAAAUUCUCCUUGUUUGUCGCACAGAGAGAGAUAGAAUAUGGUGAAGAUCACGGCGCUGAUGGUGCUGAAAUGCAUCCCGGAGGGUGCGGAUCCGGUUAUUUUGGUGAACGCCACGGAUCUAAGCAGCUUCGGAUUUUUCCAACGCCCCAGCGUUAAGGAGUUCAUUAUUUUUGUCGGUCGGACCGUAGCUAAACGCACGCCGCCCGGCCAACGCCAAUCGGUGCAGCAUGAAGAGUACAAGGUUCAUUCAUAUAAUCGAAAUGGCUUGUGUAUACUGGGGUUUAUGGAUGACCAUUAUCCUGUCCGAAGUGCAUUUUCACUGCUCAACCAGGUCUUCGAUGAAUAUCUAAAGAACUUUGGCGAUUCAUGGAAAACUGCUCAAGCUGAUAACAGCCAACAAUGGCCUUAUCUAAGUGAGGCACUUGUCAAAUUUCAGGAUCCUGCUGAGGCUGACAAGCUGUUACGAAUCCAGCGGGAGUUGGAUGAAACUAAAAUUAUUCUUCACAAAACUAUUGACAGUGUGCUAGAACGAGGUGAGAAGCUCGAUAGCUUGGUUGAGAAGAGUUCAGAUCUCAGUGCAGCUUCUCAGAUGUUUUACAAGCAGGCGAAGAAGACCAAUCAAUGCUGUACUGUAUUGUAAAUGCUCAUAAAUGGAGAUAAUCACUUAUAUAGCUAAAUUGUGUUGAUGAAUUGAUGAAUGUGAAGUUUGGCAAUGUUUAUAAUACUUGUGUAGUGUUGUGAGGCUGAAAUCUUUGGUUGUUCCUCCUAUUUCUCUGUUACCACAUUGGGAAAGGUUGCAUCAUGUUGGCAAAUUGGCAGUGGUUAUAUUACAUUGACACUGGUGUUAUUUUUUAAA
Molecule: messenger RNA, 964 nt
Organism: Salvia hispanica
Lineage: Eukaryota; Viridiplantae; Streptophyta; Magnoliopsida; Lamiales; Lamiaceae
Product: VAMP-like protein YKT61
Biological process (GO): endoplasmic reticulum to Golgi vesicle-mediated transport
Cellular component (GO): Golgi apparatus; membrane
Molecular function (GO): SNAP receptor activity
Source: RefSeq, a predicted model, not a curated record